AUGAAUCGCCCAGAAGGAACAUCGCGACCCAUUGGAGGUGGAUUCCAAAUAAGACCCUGCUGUGGAUGCAUUUCUUUGAAAAGAGCUGUGGUGAUUAUAAGCCUUCUGCGGUUGGCUGGUGCUAUUUAUAAAGUCAUUACCGAUUUUUCAACUUAUAAUAAAAGUGACCAAGCCUCUAAAAAUUUUUGGGAAUAUGUUGGGCAUUGGAUUUUAGUGGAUGCAAUUCUCGAAAUUAUUGUAGCUCUCGGCUCACUUUAUGGAGUAAUUGUUGUGAUAACAAGAAGAAAAAUCAAACUCUUAAACUACUAUGUAAUAAUAGCAUGGAUUAUCUUAGCAAUUACGAUCGCAUUAGGAAUUGCCAGCAUAAUAGCGGUAGUCGCUCUAAAACAACACUUUCUCGAUUACUGCGAUAAUGGAGGAACAUACACGUUGGAUGAUUGCAACUCGGUUUAUAAUAUUCUACUUCCAUCUACGAUUAUUAGCGCGAUCAUUGGUAUUAUAGUCACGAAAUUCGCGUAUAUUAAAAGAAGCGACACAUGGGCAGCCGGCACAUCAAGCAAUUUAAAGAUUUUAUGA
Messenger RNA from Ambispora leptoticha, 576 nucleotides. Lineage: Eukaryota; Fungi; Glomeromycota; Glomeromycetes; Archaeosporales; Ambisporaceae. The record is from the annotation of a GenBank genome assembly.